Messenger RNA from Trichoderma reesei QM6a, 1221 nucleotides. RefSeq lists its product as uncharacterized. Bases 1 to 1221 code for a protein of 406 amino acids. Gene Ontology annotation, biological process: RNA catabolic process; ribonucleotide metabolic process. NCBI's taxonomy places the organism in Eukaryota, Fungi, Ascomycota, Sordariomycetes, Hypocreales, Hypocreaceae. The record is from RefSeq and is a predicted model, not a curated record. Gene Ontology annotation, cellular component: nucleoplasm; ribonuclease H2 complex. The transcript has 2 exons.
AUGGCGAGGACACGGUCAACCAAGCCCUCAACAGCAGCUCCGGCAGCUGAUGCCGACUCGAGCAGAUCAAAAUCAGCCAUUACUCUCGUCCCUCACUCCGGCGAGCCUCCCAAGGUCUUUAUCCUCCCGUCAAAGGCAACCCCCGAAGCUCGAAUCGUCACCCUCCCCAACCCUCGAACCUCACAGCCGUCGCGAUACCUCGCAUGUCCCGAUACCGGCAUCUACGAAUUCAAGCGGAUUGCCGCUCCGAAGUCUGAACCCCGAAGCUGGCUUAUCGAAGCAUCUACCGACUCUGAUCAAGCCAAGACUGGAGACAAUGCCAGCGCAGGCUCUCAGGUGACAAUGGGAUCGGAGCUCUUCGUCGCCACUGCUCUGGAUCCCCUCUUCUUGGUUCUGCCCGCUCUGGCCGAUGCAAAGGCAUCAAAAGGAUCAGAAAAGCCGAAGCGACUGUUUUUGUCCAGCGAUGACCACUUAGACAAGCUGCCGCAGGAGAGCUCGCAUUUAUCCGAAAUUCUGCGUUGGGACACAACACGGCGGCUGAUAGAGAGCCGGAUGAGCGCAGUUUGCGACACGGUCGACGCCGGGGAUGAAAGCAUGUUUCGGCUGAAUGAGGACAAGCUUCUUGAAGUCAUCUACCAGAAAGCCAAGAGGAUGAGCAAAAGCGGCCUCCCGCCAAGCAUGGAAGACAAGUUUGUGAACAAAGUUCUUGAAGCACCGCUCAUGCAUCGGGUGUCCACAGCAUCAAGUACAGAGACGGACGCUUCAUCCGUUUCUCAAACAAGCACGGCCGCAACAUCUAUUGCCGGGGAGCAAGCAGACGAGACCGUUACCAGCGCUCUGCAAGCCUCACCGGAAACUGUCGAGUUACAAAAGUUAAAGACGGCUUUUGAAUUCAUCUGCGCAAGCUAUAUUCCUUCUGGACUGGCGGAUACUCUCAGGCAGAGCUUCACCGGGACAGGCGGGCCAGUGGAUUUCUCUCCCCUGAAUGACUAUCUCGCAAGCCUCGAGAAGCUGCGGUCCGAAACAAUGGCCGUCAGGGCGCAGGACUACUCCCGCAAACGAAACAUGGACGAGGAAGAGGACGAGGCUCGGAUGGAGAAGAAGAGGAAGAUGGAAGAGGAGAAGAAGAAAAAGGCGAGCGAGAGCCGUGGCGUCCGGGAGCUGAAAAAGGUCAACACCAGUGGGAUGAAGAAGCUGAGUCACUUCUUCCAGAAGAAAUAG